AUGAAUGGCAUUACAAACUGUCCAGAUGAUGUCAAAUUAGCCAGUGACCCAAGUCGAGCUUACUUGGCUGACUAUGCAAGGAGGAGAGUCCCCCGGCGUGUGAUCACUGAGAAUGGUAUAGUGUUGCCAAAGCCCCCAAGGGAACCAGCAAGGAGGCACAGCGUAGGGAGCUCGGUGACGAUACCAAAGGUCAUUAUCCAACCUGUCUCUGAUGAAGAGGCUGCCCAGGAGGAACCAGCUGACACGGCAUAUACGAGACGGGGCCAAAGAGCAAGUUCUACUUUGAAGGCCUUACGACUAAUUGGUGGAGCUCCAGACCUGAAGACUCAUGUGGACUGUGUCACUUCACGCAGGAUUGUGAAGUUGCCUGGGCUUAUUGACAUCCAUGUACAUGUCAGAGAACCAGGUGCGACUCAUAAGGAAGACUGGGCAUCAUGCACGGCUGCAGCUUUGGCAGGGGGUGUGACACUCCUUUGUGCCAUGCCCAACACCCAGCCUCCUGUCACUGACCUUGAUACUCUCACACUGUCAAAGGAGCUUGCCAGUCGAGGUGCACGCUGUGAUUAUGCUAUCUUCAUGGGUGCCUCAAAUGACAACUAUAGCACAGCACCUGAAUUGGCCCCUCGUUCUGCUGCUCUCAAGAUGUACCUGAAUGAGACUUAUACGACACUCAAGCUGGACGAUACAACAGUUUGGCUUAAGCACCUUGAGUCGUGGCCAGCACAUAUCCCAGUGUGUGUCCAUGCAGAAGCGCGUACCAUGGCAGCUGCGUUGAUGACUGCAAGCUUGGCUUCGAGACCCAUUCACAUCUGCCAUGUUGCACGGAAGGAGGAAAUCCUUCUAAUUAGAGCAGCAAAAGCAAAGGGAAUGCAAGUAACCUGUGAAGUGUGUCCUCAUCACCUGUUCCUUACCUGUGACGACCUGGAACAGUUGGGACAGAAGGGAGAAGUUCGACCUUGUCUGGUCACAAGCGAAGAUCAGCAAGCUCUCUGGGACAAUCUGGACAUAAUUGAUUGCUUUGCAACAGACCAUGCACCACAUACCCUUGAGGAGAAAACAGGGGGUAAAGCUCCACCAGGUUUCCCUGGGCUCGAGACGAUGUUGCCACUCUUGCUGACGGCUGUUACACAGGGGAGGCUCUCAAUGGAGGACCUGAUCAAUAAGCUGCACCACAAUCCUCGUCGCAUUUUCCAACUGCCACGCCAGCCAAGAACACACAUAGAAAUUGAUCUUGAUGCCCAGUGGACUAUUCCUGAAGCUCUGCCCUUCAGUAAGGCACAGUGGACCCCAUUCGCUGGCAUGAAAGUGACUGGACGUGUGCAGAGAGUCGUCCUGCGAGGUGAAGUGGCCUAUGUGGAUGGACAAGUACUCUUGUCUCCUGGUUUUGGAGAAGAUGUCAGGGAAGCCCAACCCCUUACCACUGCUUCCUCAAGUGUCACUGGAGGACCUCCUGUUUUCCCGAGCCCCCUUUGUGCUCAUCCCUCGACCAUCAGUUUGCCACCACACAGUCAGCACACACCAGCAGGAUUUAUUAACCAUAAAGUUGCAGUUAAUGGAGAAAUUCCUACUCCUGCAGAACCAGUCCUGGCAACACCAACAACGGUCACUCCUUCCCUCUCCUCUCCAUCACGCAAAGUUGGACAGUCACUUCACCAGACUUCAGAGUUGUAUAGCGAGAUGUUGAUGGAGCUUGGUGUGGGAGACUCGGCAGAAAGGAAGGGAAGAUCCACGGUAAGACUUAAGACAAGGGAUGCAUCUCCAGCCCGUCCAACGCCCAGCAUCCCAUCUGGUUUACCUGGCAUAACGACAUCUCAUGGCCUUCAGGGUCAACAUGUCCUGAGUGUUCAGGGACUGAGCAAGGACCAGCUGAACCACAUCUUCAACUUGGCCCAGACUUUCCGUGUCUGCAUUAACAAGGAGCGACCCCUUGAGCAUAUUCUUAAGGCAGGAAUGGAUAGAAUGCUUGAGGGCAAGCUGUUGGCACUGAUGUUCUAUGAAGUGUCUACUAGAACGUUCUGUAGCUUCCAGGCAGCCAUUCAGCGACUUGGUGGACGUACAGUUACAAUGGACACGAACACUUCCUCUGUCAAGAAGGGAGAGACCCUUGAAGAUUCUGUGAUCAUGAUGUCAGGGUAUGCGGAUGUUGUAGUACUGAGGCACCCUGAGCCAGGAGCUGUGGCUAGAGCAGCAGCUGUGAGCAGACGUCCAGUUAUAAAUGCAGGUGAUGGUGUGGGAGAGCAUCCAACUCAGGCACUGCUUGAUGUGUUUGCCAUUAGAGAGGAAAUUGGUACUGUAAAUGGCCUGAUUAUUACAAUGGUUGGAGACUUGAAACAUGGAAGAACUGUACAUUCCUUGGCUCGAUUGUUAACACUGUACAAUGUGCAGCUUAGAUACGUUGCUCCUCCUGGCUUGGGCAUGCCAGACUAUGUCACACAGUAUGCGGCUUCACAAGGAAUCCACCAGGAAGAAUUUAGUAGCUUAGAAGCUGCUCUUCCAGACACUGAUGUUCUCUACAUGACACGUAUUCAGAAAGAAAGAUUUGGAACUCCAGAAGAUUAUGAACGGGCUUGUGGACACUUCAUCGUGACGCCCCACCUGAUGACACGUGCCAAAAGGAAGAUGAUCGUCCUCCACCCCUUGCCAAGGAACCAGGAAAUUUCCCCGGAGUUCGACACAGAUCCUCGGGCCGCUUACUUCCGUCAGGCUGAGGGAGGGAUGUAUGUGAGGAUGGCGCUGCUUGCCAUGGUCCUCGGGAAGUGCUGAAUGUUGAGCGUUGUUUGAUGCUAAUUGAAAGAAAUUGAAGGAACUGUGUUGAUGAUGCUAUGUGUCAAUAGCAACUUUUUCUCUCUCUCUAAAGAUGUUGGAAGAUUUAGAUGAAUCUUGAAAAAUUGUUGAAGUUGGAAAUUAAACUGAAUUGCUAUAUUGGAAAUGAAAAAGAAAAGUUUCCAGAAGGUAAGAUGAGCAGUUUAACAAUAUUAAGAUAAUCUUUUAUGAGAAUCCACACAGUAUUAUAUACAAUGGAUAUAUUUCAUAAGGAAACAAUAUUGAAUAAAUGAGCUUCACAGGAAAUACUUUCAUUUAGCACCUGUUAAUCAAAGCUCACUGUAAUCAAAUUAUUUAAGAACUUUUUUUCUUAUUUUAUUUUGAUUCAAAAGGAAGAUAUCUUGUAGCUUUAGUACAUUGCUAUUUUGAUUAUUAUAAGGUGAAUUUAGGUUACAGUUAGUGCUGCAUAGGAAUCAAAAUUAUGCCAUGAAAGAAUUUGUUGAAACACAUCUAUUUACUGAAAAUCAUAUUUUUUGUGAAGAAAACACAGUAUGUGGCUGAAGGUUAGAAUUCAGCUGUUAGAAAAGAGACAUUUUCCUCAAGUAUAUUACUAUAAAUGCUUAUAUUUAGGCAAAUACUGUAUUAUUCAAAAGUAUUCAUGUAUGAAGGAGAAUCUUGUGGCUGUAGACCUGUAGAUUCCGAAUCCAUAUAAUAGCUAAACUUAAUAAAAACUAUGCAAAGAA
Molecule: messenger RNA, 3506 nt
Organism: Penaeus chinensis
Lineage: Eukaryota; Metazoa; Arthropoda; Malacostraca; Decapoda; Penaeidae
Product: CAD protein-like
Exons: 20
Coding region: 1-2763 (920 amino acids)
Biological process (GO): 'de novo' pyrimidine nucleobase biosynthetic process; amino acid metabolic process
Molecular function (GO): hydrolase activity, acting on carbon-nitrogen (but not peptide) bonds, in cyclic amides; aspartate carbamoyltransferase activity; amino acid binding
Source: RefSeq, a predicted model, not a curated record